Messenger RNA from Myxocyprinus asiaticus (Chinese sucker), 14195 nucleotides. Its product is annotated as gastrula zinc finger protein XlCGF57.1-like. The coding region runs from base 228 to 1670 and encodes 480 amino acids. Lineage: Eukaryota; Metazoa; Chordata; Actinopteri; Cypriniformes; Catostomidae. Gene Ontology annotation, molecular function: DNA-binding transcription factor activity; RNA polymerase II cis-regulatory region sequence-specific DNA binding. The transcript is spliced from 3 exons. Gene Ontology annotation, biological process: regulation of transcription by RNA polymerase II. The record is from RefSeq and is a predicted model, not a curated record.
UCUUUUCUAUAUCCGUUGACUGUUUGGCGUUCCAGUUUCUCCCAUUCAUUUUAAUAAAAGUUUUGAAUUUAAAACCGUUAUUGGUGUACUGCGCAUGUGCCUCUUUGAUCCGUAACGGCCGAUGUUCAGUGGACGGACGCUGAGCAAAAGGUGAGGAAAGAGGUGGUAUAUAAAGAGGAACGACUCCAGUGAAUCUACUGAAGCCUACUGACAAAUUAUUGGAAAAAAUGAAGACUAUUAAAGAUGAGAGUGAAGACUUGAGUUAUCCAGAGCCAUGGAUAGUGAAACAUGAAGAUAAUGAGGAACAAAGAGACUUGAUGGAAGUGAAGGAUGAAAUUCAAGAACUGAAUAAUGUGGAGGAGAAACAACAGUAUGAUACAUCUAAAAAUUUCAUAACUGGUGAAAUAUCUUCUAAUUUCUCACAGACUGAAAAUAAUUUCUCACAAAAAAGAUAUCAGAUUACAACAGCCAAAAGUUCUUUCACCUGCUUUCACUGUGGAAAGAGUUUUGCACAAAAAGGAGACUUUAAGUGUCACAUGAGAAUUCACUCUGGAGAGAAGCCUUUCACCUGCCUUCAGUGUGGAAAGAGUUUUGGACGAAAAGGAAUCCUUAACACUCACUUAAAAAUUCACUCUGGAGAGAAGCCUUUCACCUGCCUUCAAUGUGGAAAGAGUUUUUCACGAAAAGGAAUCCUUGACACGCACCUAAAAAUCCACUCUGGAGAGAAGCCUUUCACUUGCCCUCAAUGUGGAAAGAGUUUUGCUAGAAAAGGUGUCCUUGACACACACUUAAAUAUUCACUCUGCAGAGAAGUCUUUCACUUGCCCUCAAUGUGGAAAGAGUUUUGCACAAAAAGGAACCCUUAAGACUCACAUUACAAUUCACACUAGAGAGAAACCUUUCACAUGCCUUCAGUGUAGAAAGUGUUUCACAAAGAAAGGACAGCUUGAGGUUCACAUGAAAAUACACUCUGUAGAGAACAGGAACACUUGCCAUCACUGUGGAAAGAGUUUUACACUGAAAGGAAGUCUUAAGCAGCACCUGAGAAUUCACACUGGAGAGAAGCCAUUCACAUGCACUCGGUGUGGAAAGAGUUUCACAUACAAAGUACAACUCAAGAGGCACCUAUGUCUUGACUCUGGUUACAGUGCUGGUGAUAGCCCUUCCACGUGCCUGAAGUGUGGAAAGAGUUUCUCAAAGAAAAAAUACCUUAAGCGUCACAUGAGAAUUCACACUAGAGAGAAGCCCUUCAAAUGUCUACAAUGUGAAAAGAGUUUCUCAAAAGAAGUAAGACUUAAGUGUCACAUGCGAAUUCACACUGGAGAGAAGCCAUUCACAUGUGUUCAUUGUGGAAAGAGUUUCUCAAAGACAAAAGACCUUAAGCUUCACAUGAGAAUUCACACUGGAGAGAAACCCUUCACAUGUCUACAGUGUGGAAAGACAUUCACACAAGAAAUAAACCUUAAGCGUCACUUAAGAAUUCACACUGGAGAGAAGCCUUACAUGUGCUCUUUUUGUGGAAAGAGUUUUGUUGAAUCAGGAAACCUGAAAGUACAUGAGAGAGGGCAUACUGGAGAGAAGCCAUACCAUUGCACUUCAUGUGGGAAAAGUUAUAGCAAAUCACGAAGUCUACAGGCUCAUUUUAAAAAACAUUGUCCAAAGUUGUCCUAGUGAGCAAAGUUCUUCUUCAGGGUCAAUACUAGGGAUGUGCGGAACUAUUCAUUUUCACUGACAUUUAAAUGAAAACUUUGGAGUCAACUAGUCUAAAAAGAAACCAACUUUCAGAAAAACGAAUGCGACCCAUUUAAAAUAAUUAAUUUAAAUUCAGCUGAAGAGGGGCAUUUAUCUGUGACGUGCUCGCCUUGCAUGAUCAUUGUACAUUAAAUAUAGAACAUGACACGCAUUAUGAAUAAAUGUUAGCGAAAACAUUUAUUGAAAACAAUUCAAUGAAUAGUGCAGGACCAUUAGAGCAACCAUAAUAGCCUGUUCUACAAGGAAAUCACCAAGAAAAGUUACUUAACAAAUUAAAACAGUAAGGACAUUGUUGAAAGUAAUUAACAGGUAAGCCAAAUCUACGAGAGAGAAAAAAAUGCGCUGAAAAAUUGUGUGUAUUUCCCGAUGUGCUUUAGCUAUCUAAUAUGACAGCUAGCUGUUCAGAAAAGAACAUUAACCAAUAACAUUAACAUGUAAAAAAAAAAAAAGAAUAGCUAUAGGAUAGAAAGAAAUAGGCCUGUGAUUUAGCCUACAGUAAACUUAAUGUAUUGUAAGCAUGACGUGCACACAGAAUAAAAGAUAAUUUAACCCGUUAAGCAGUCGGCACCUCAUUGAAAAAUAGCCUUCUUAAUCAGCAGAUUACAAAAUGGCAUACCAAGCCUAAAACAGUUAUUUUCUAGGCUACUUACUCAAAAGCAUAAAUGUUUUGAUGAGCGAAAGUAACACAUUAUCAUGGUCCGGAGAAAGACAGGACUUGACUCACCUGAGACAAUUAUCCUGCAUUUGAAAAAGCCUGCACAGAUUUAAAGAAGACUCAAAUGUGAAAACAUCCAUAGCGACUUUCAAGCCAAUGUUUUGAAAAUCUGCUUCUCGCACCACCACCGAAAUGAUUUCAUAGCUACUUUGCUUCAUUUGCUUGUCUAGCGAGUGUUCCUGCACGCGCCGCAAGUGAAAGAGGGAUGAAGCACCCGCAGCCUGAGGUGAAAUGAAACUUUGUAUAUAUCUGCUCCAGAUAUCCUCUUUUUUAAUAAUUGUAUUAUUAAUUAUAUUUAAAAUGUGUAACAUUAAUAUGACUGUAAUUUAAAUGCAGCCUCUGUAAAAACAUAAAGCCAAAUGGAAACGUGUAAAAAUGUUGAACAGUUUAAUGGGGGAAAAUAUUAACUGACUAGUAACUCCAUUGUCAGCUAGCAGCAUCAGAACCGUUUAGUCAACUAGUCUCACACAUCCCUAUUCAAUACAUAUCGACCCUUUUGCACGUACGAUCAAACAUGUGCGAGUACACUUGGCUGGGCUUAGAGGCGUACGGUCAAACUGGUGCAAUCUACAUUCAUGCUGCUGUUUAACAGCAAAGAGGGACUGAAGCGGUUAUCAUAAUCAGCUGCUAAAAUAGUUUUCAAUAUCACAAUAUCUUUAUAUUUUAUGUUACAAACAUUAAAACAAUCACUAAAUAAAAGUUCAAAGCCUUUACCAUAGGAGCUGACUGUUUUGAUGCAGCGAUACGGCCAUGUAUUCUGACCUCAAACAAAAUAUAUAAAGUAGUUACUCCACUCAAGCCUUCUCCCAUUCCGUACAUCACUCAUUCUCACCACUUCCGGUGCAAAAAAAAGUGGAAGGGCUAGGUUUUUAGAACCUUCUUUUCUCCUAUGAUGAACUCAGAAUCCCAUGCUGCAUUGCAAUGUAAACAAUAUGGUGACGCACAUAGCCGGCAAUCACAUUCGUGAUUGUAUCUUAUCAUAAUCAAUCAUUAUAAACAACUAAAAAUCCCAUUAUAUGUUUGAUAAUAUAUAAAUUGUCCUCCAGUGCAUCUGCUGUGAAGUGUAAGGUGAGGUUUUUUAAAUUACAUUGCCCAUUAAAGAAUUUAAGCUGGGGGGGUCUGUCAUUUCAGGAAAAACUGGCAUGCGAAGAGGUUAAACACUAUUUAAAUGCAACAAAAUUUAAGUCAGAUCACUAGAUGUGAUGGCUGUUGUUAGAAAGUCAUGAAAUUAGUAAAACAACAUAAUGCCCUUUCCCACUGCCUGUUUUAGGUACUUUCCCCUGGACUGGACUUUUCGUCAUAUUCACACCUGAAGAACUGUAGUUCCUCUAAGCCUUUUUUUUAAAUGUUUUAUCCUUAGAACAAUAUAUACACACAAGAUUAUUCAUUACAAUACAAUACUGUCCUUUAAAAAAACAAAACACCUGAUGCACCACAAAACACAACACUUAUCAUUGCUAUAUUGUGCAAGUCACCAAAAUACAGUAAUUACUUUAGUUACAUAGAAUUACCAUUAAUUUAUAGUGAGGGAUGGUAAAAUGUUAAGAAAAGAGCCUCAGAUUUUUUUCAAAAGUAUUAGGGGUUUUCCUAACACUCAAGAUAAUUUUCUCAGGGGUAAAAUAUGAGGUGAUUUUGUUGAUCCAAUGUUUUUUUGAUGGUGCAUGAGUAGUUUUACUAUUCACUAAUAUACAUUUUUGCCAGCAGUUCCAGCAAGCAGGAUGAAAUACUUUGUUUUUAAGUAUUCGUUAGGUUGGUGUCAACCAGUAUCCAGAUUCUGGGGUUAUUAUUUGACAUUUAGUGAGAUUUCUUUUAUUUAUUUUUUUAUUAUAUAGUUCCAAAAAUCAUUCAGUGUAGGGCAAGUCCAUAACAUAUUAAGUAAAUCUCAAUCAGUCAUGUUGCACCUUUUGACAUUUAAAAGAAAUAUCAGUGUUUAACAUGUGCAGCUUUUGUGGGGUAUAAUAAGUUCUAUGCAAAAUAUUAAACAUAAUUUGCCUAUGUUUAGUGGAUAUUAGAACAGUUUGCAUGCUCUCCAUUAGAUUAGUCCAUUCAACAAGAUCAUAUGUAUAAGCAAGAUCUCUUUCCCAUUUCUGUUUUAAAAUUGCAGAUUUUCAAUUAUUUAAAAAUGUUUCCAAUUAUGUUAUAGAUCACAGAGAUAAUUCCUCUAGUGGAUGAGAUAACCUUACUGAACAUAAUCUCUUCAAGUGGAGAAUGUGCUGGAAUGUUUGGAAAUGUCUGAGGAGUGUUCUCUUUCACCCAAUGGCGAAUUUGCAAAUAUUUAAAGAAAUUAUGCCUUGGAAUUGAGAAAGUUUGAGGUAAUUGAUCAAAACUCAUUAAAAAAAUCACUCAUAUACAAUCCCCCAGUGUCUUUAUACCUUUAGCUGACCAUGAUUUUAGAAUACCAUCAGUGAUACCCGUAGGGAUGAAGGGGUUCUUCCACAGGGGAGUGUACGUGAGCAUAGUAACACUGAGGCCAAGCAUUGGUGAGAUUCUGCCCAGGCCAAAAAUGUGUUCAGUAUUAUAAAAUUUAUAGUGAAUUUUGACCAAAGUUUUUUUGACCCCAGACAAGGGAUGACCCUUAGUGGGAUGGAUUUCAUCUCAUAUUGCUUGUUUGACACCCAUCUAGUAUCAACAAUGUCAGGGUGCUUCCAAAUCCAUAUUGUGCAAAACUGUGAUGCUAAGUGGUAAUGUCUAAAAUUAGGGAGAUUUCAGCCUUUAGAGUAUGGGGUUUGGAGUUUUAUCAUUUUCACCCUGGGGUUCUUUGCUUUCCAAAGUUAAGCAGUAAAUUGCUUAAAUAAUUUCUUUAAAAUAAGACUGAGAUUUUCAAUGGAAAACUGAAAUAAGUAAAUUAAUUUCGGCAAAAUGCUAAUUUAAGUCUUCCAAUUAAUGAUAGCGGUAAUUCUCUACAUUUUUGCAUAUCUCCUUUUAAUUAAGCAGUGUAGAAUAAAUAUUUUGAAACUAGGGCUGGAAAAUUUAACAUAAAACUGGAAUACAGUUGAAGUCAGUUUACAUACAUCUUAGCCAAAUACAUUUAAACUCAGUUUUUCACAAUUCCUGACAUUUAAUCGUAGAAAACAUUCCCUGUCUUAGGUCACUUAGGAUCACUACGUUAUUUUAAGAAUGUGAAAUGUCAGAAUAAUAGUAAUGAUUUAUUUCAGCUUUUAUUUCUUUCAUCACAUUCACAGUGGGUCAGAAGUUUACAUACACUUUGUUAGUAUUUGGAAGCAUUACUUGUAAAUUGUUAAACUUGGGUCAAACAUUUUGGGUAGCCUUCCACAAGCUUCUCACAAUAAGUUGCUGGAAUUUUGGCUCAUUCCUCCAGACAGAACUGGUUUGUAGGCCUCUUUGCUCGCACACACUUUUUCAGUUCUGCCCACAAAUUUUCUAUCGGAUGGAGGUCAGGGCUUUGUGAUGGCACUGCAGUACCUUGACUUUUUUGUCCUUAAGCAAUUUUUCCACAACUUUGGUAGUAUGCUUGGGGUCAUUGUCCAUUUGGAAGACCCAUUUGCGACCACGCUUUAACUUCCUGGCUGAAGUCUUGAGAUUUUGCUUCAAUAUAUCCACAUAAUUUUCCUUUCUUAUAAUGCCAUCUAUUUUGUGAAGUGCACCAGUCCUUCCUGCAGCAAAGCACACCCACAACAUGUUAUGCACAUGGCGACAAAAAUCUUAAUUUUGGGAGAAAUGUCCUCUGGUCAGAUGAAACAAAAAUUGUUCUGUUUGGCCAUUAUGUCCAUUGUUAUGUUUGGAGGAAAAAGGGUGAGGCUUGCAAGCCAAAGAACACCAUCCCAACUGUGAAAAUGGGGGUGGCAGCAUCAUGUUGUGGGAGUGCUUUGCUUUGAUAAAUGGAGAAGGAAGGUGAAGCAGCUUCACAAGAGACUGAGAGAAUUGAAGAAACAGGUUUUUCAGGUACUGACAAAUUUUCAGCGGCUGCUCAAGCAAAAUUUUGGGCUGCCGAAGCAAACUUAAUGACAUUCUUCUCGCAUUCUAAAUAUGCUGUGUUUUACGUGACUUUCUCUGAAGCAUAAAAGUGUGUGUGAGUCCAGCAAGCUUCAAGAUUGUGCUCCACAGACAACGCAGAGGGUGUGAUCACUGGCACUACUCAAUCCGGUUUCUCUAUAUAUCGGUACAAAAUUCAAAACUUGCUUGACUUUGUGGUCUUUAUAAUUUUAUUUUUGACACAAUCUAUUUUUUCUAAUAUGUCAAAAUAUCAAAUGAUAUUGAGUGGACUGUCUCUCUCCACGUGGAAUGUGAAUGGGUUGGGGCACCCCAUAAAAAAAAGGAAUGUUAUUUCUCUUCAUAAACGUAAGAAAUAUGAUGCAUUGUUUCUUCAAGAAAUGCAUCUUUCCCUGCAGGAAGCUGAAAAAAUUGGGAAGAUAUGGGGUGGACUUGUUUUCUUAAGUGCUGGCUCAAGUAAGAGCAGGGGGGUCAUUAUACUGAUAAGUAGGCAUCUACAAUUCAAAUGUCUUAGACAGACUAAAGAUAAAUUAGGAAGAGUCAUUAUUGUUUUAGCUGAAAUUCAGGGGCAAAGGUUGAUUUUGGCUAAUAUUUACGCACCUAACGCUGAUGAUCAGGGCUUUUUUAUAGAUCUUUAAGUGAUGCUGCAAGCCGCUGGCACCCCUCAUGAUAUAAUAUUGGGAGGAGACUUUAAUCUAUUGAUGGACUCAGUCUUGAUCAUAGUGAAGCAAAAUGUGUAAGCCCCCUAGAGCAACAUUGAUGCUUCACAGGAUGUGUAAAAAUCUUGGUCUUACAGAUAUUUGGAGACUUUUGAACCCAUCUGGUAGGGAUUAUACAUUUUUUUCAUCAGUCCAUAAGAUUUAUUCUAGAAUAGAUCUUUUUUUAUAUAUAUAUCAAAGUCCCUCAUUUCAUCUGUUGUUGAUUGCUCAAUUGGAAACAUCUUAGUCUCAGAUCACGGCCUGGUGAGUUUACAGAUGUUGCCACAUAUGGAGAAAAAUAAAUCAUAUAGUUGGCACUUUAAUGUAUCCCUUUUGCAAAAUCCUGAAUUCCAACAAAUGUUAAACGCUGAAAUCAAUCUUUAAAUGGAGACCAACUGGUCCUCGGUGUCCUCUGUGGACGUGGCUUGGGAGGCACUUAAGGCAGUUCUUAGGGUUGGAUCAUACAUUAUGCCUCAUUCACCAAAAAAUCCAAAGCACGAGAACUCGUGGAGUUGAAAGGGAAUAUCAAAAGUGCCGAGGGAGAGCUGAUGCACCGAAUGUCGUCUGAUGGCCUCAGAGAAUUGACCUGAUUGAAAUACAGAUAUAAUACUAUUUUGUCACAGAAGGUGGUGUUUUGGCUAUUCAGGGCAAGACAGUCAUACUUUGAGUUGUGGGUACAAAGCAGGGAAGCUUUUGGUUAGAUAUUUAAAGCAGAGAGAGUCUCUUUCUUCCAUUCCCUCAGUGAAAUCUGCUGGUUGUGAAAUAUUUACCUCAGUCAUUGAUAUUAAUAAUGCUUUUAAACAGUUCUAUCUUGAUCUUUAUAGUUCCACGUCUUUGUCUACUGUUGAAGAUAUUAGAAACUUUGUGGAACCAUUAGAACUCCCUAAACUGAUGACUGGGCAAAAAAAUUCUCUUGAUUCUGAGAUAACCCCGGAGGAGCUUGGCGAGGUAAUUAAGGCCUUGCCUGCAGGUAAGUCUCCGAGGCCAGAUGGCCUUGCCACUGAAUGUUUUAGAUCUUAUAAUACAGAACUGGCUCCACAUUUGUUAGAAGUUUAUAUGGAAUCGUUAAAAAAUGGAAAGCUUCCAUCAACCAUGACACAAGCCCAGACAGUCUGAUUCUUAAAAAGGACAAAGAUCCAAGCGAGUGUAAGAGUUACCGUCCAAUUUCCCUGAUCCAGCUAGACAUUAAAAUAUUGUCAAAAAUUCUCGCUAACCGAUUAAGUGAAGUUAUGACAUCCCUUAUACAUAUAGAUCAGGUGGGGUUUAUUCGGGGCCACUGCUCUUCUGAGAACAUUAGGUGUUUCAUCAAUAUCAUGUGGUCAGUGGCGAAUGAUCAGACUCCGGUUGCUGCCAUCUCACUUGACGCCGAAAAGGCGUUUGAUAUGGUAGAAUGGGAUUAUCUUUUUAAGACUUUGGAAAUAUACGAGUUCAGGAAUACUUUUAUUGGAUGGAAUAAGUUACUUUAUAGACUCCCGGUAGCGGCGGUUCAAACAAAUGGAUUAAUUUCCGAUUAUUUUACUCUGAACAGGGGCACCUGGCAGGGUUGCCCUCUUUCCCCAUUAUUGUUCUGUCUUGCCCUGGAACUAUUAGCAGCCGCGAUAAGAAGGGAAGAUGAUUUUCCAGGGGUGGUGGUGGGAGGUAUGGCGCUUAAGCUUUUGCUUUAUGCUGAUGAUAUUUUAUUAUUUGUCUCUGACCCCAUUAGAUCUAUGCCUUGCCUCCACAGAAUUAUUCAUUCCUUUUCUAAGUUCUCAGGAUAUGGAGUCAAUUGGUCUAAAUCCGAAGCUUUGGCUCUGACAGCGUGCUGCCCAGUAACGGCUUUUCAGCCAGGCAACUUCCACUGGCCUACUCAGGGCAUUAAGUAUAUGGGCAUUUUAUUCCCAGCAGAAUUGUGUGAUUUAGUUAGUUAAUUUUGAACCCUUAAUAAAAAGGAUUUCGAGUGAUGUGGGCUUCAUUACAUUUAUCUAUGAUUGGAAAGGUUAAUGUUAUUAAAAUGAAUUGUAUUCCAAAAUAUAACUACCUGCUACAAUCUCUCCCUGUAGAUGUCCCCCUCUCUUAUUUCAAGCAAGUUGAUAGCAUAGCGAAGUCCUUCAUUUGGAAUUUGGCAUCCUGUAUUACAUUUCAAUAAGUUACAUAGGCUGAUUGACAAAGGUGGGCUAGGCCUACCCAAAAUUUUGUUUAAUUAUUAUGCAUUCGGUCUCAGACAUUUGGUCACUUCCACCUGAGAGAGUCCCUCCCUGGUUUUGUAUUGAACAGGAAGUUCUUGCCCCUAUUUCACCAUUGUAAAUCCUAAAAAGUUGUAAGAAGAUAAGUUAUACCCCGUUAUCUCGCAUUUGCACUCUGUGUGGACAAAAGUGACCAGAGUGUUUAAUUCAGACAUUUAUUUAAAUGUUGCCUUGUGCAUAUGGCUAAACCCCAGAUUAUUUAUUAAUAAGUCCCCUUUCUGCUGGUCAGAGUGGAUUGUGAGGGGGGGUUACUACACUCGGUGACCUAUAUGAUAGUGGAGUAUUGAGAUCCUUUUAAAAUUUGGGUCAACAUUUUGGGAUUCCCAGAUCUCAGUUCUAUAGGUAUUUACAGCUGUGCCACCUGCUUUGUAUUGUUUUUGGGAGUAGCAUACACCACCCUAAAGCGGCAGAUACUCUGGGAGAGGUGAUUACUGCUUUUGGAAAAGGUCAUGAGGCAUCAGUGUAUUACUCCCUGCUAUUUCAGAGUCUGGGGGAUGGAGCUUUAACUUCUCUCAAGAGAUUAUGGGAGAAAGAUUUAAACUUGGUAUUGGAGGAUGGAGUGUGGGCUAGGAUUCUAAAAAACGGCAAGUCUAUAUCUAGAGAUGCAAGGGUGCACCUUAUGCAAUUCAAGAUUUUACAUAGAUUGUAUUGGACCCCCUCUAGAUUGUAUAGGCUUGGUCUUAAAGACACACCCACCUGCUGGCAGUGCCAAUCAAGAAGAUGGAGAUACAACCCAUGUUUUUUGGUGGUGUGUUAAGAUCCAAGAAAGGUUCAGAGUUUUAUAUGUGACGUAUUGGGUACUCAAAUUUUAUUUUGCCCCAGACUCUGUAUUUUGGGAUGAUGAGGCGGUCAUCAAUAUGGGGGAUAAACGCAUAAAAAAUUGGGUUCUGACCUGUGUUAUGAUUGGCAGGCAGAUUAUUUUAAGAGGAUGGAAGUCGGCUGGAGCACCCUCAUUUCCAGAGUGGUGUGAGGAGAUGGGGAGGGUGGCAGCUUUCGAGGAGGUGUCAUAUAGAAGGCUGGGGUUUUGGGAUUUGUUUGACAGGAAAUAGGUCAGUUAUUUAGCGUUUUUGGGGGACUCUCAGGGUGGGGCUGUGGAGAGAGUUGUAUAGUUUUAAUUAUGUAUGAUUAUUACAUUUUCUUUUUGUGUGUGUGUGUGUUUUUAUAUGUGACCAGAGGGAUAAAUGUUGAUUCAAUGUAUAUAUGUUGUGUUUUUUCUUUGUUAUAUAUCUAUGAAUCAAUAAAAAAAUGUUACUUGGAGGAAAAAAAAAAAAAACAGUGAGAGAGCCUGAAAUUCUAACAAACUCUGAUGAGGAGUAGAGCUAAAACAAGUUGUCAUGCGCCAACAAUUAUGUUUCAUCUGUCAUGCGGGAUUUUUAAACUAUACCUCAUCACACUUAAUAAAAUUCAGUUCAAAUGAUGUUAGAUAUUAGAAAACAAAUUGGCUUUGCUUUCAAAUACUGUCUACAGACAUGGCUUAAAAGAGCUUAAUGAAAUGUUUUUUAUCAAGGAUAGGAAGGAUAUUUUUUUACUCAUGAAUUAUUUCCUUUGUUGCAUUUCUUUCAGAAGAUGUCAGGUUUCUUAAGGAAAGUUUUAUAAUAAUAACACUAGUCAACAUCAGACUGAAAUGUGAAAUUUAAAUCUGUUUAUCAAGUUCCAAAUAAAGAGAAAAUUAUAAAUGAAACUACUUCCUCUUUUAUCAAGUAUUUAAUUAAAUGACUGGGUUUUAAAAAAAAUAGGUAUUACAAUAUGGUUAUUUAAUAUUAAUAUAUUGUGAAAAAUGUACAGUUGUGCCCAAAAGUUUGCAUACCCUGGCAGAAAUUGUGAAAUGUUGGCAUUGAUUUUGAAAAUAUGACUGAUCAUGCAAAAAUUUUAUUUAAGGAUAGUGAUCAUAUGAAGCCAUUUAUUAUCACAUAGUUGUCUGGCUCCUUUUUAAAUCAUAAUGAUAACAGAAAUCACCCAAAUGGCCCUGAUCUAAAGUUUACAUACCCUUGAAUGUUUGGCCUUGUUAGACACACAAGGUGACACACACAGGUUUAAAUGGAAGUUAAAGGUUAAUUUCCCACACCUGUGGCUUUUUAAAUUGCAAUUAGUGUCUGUGUAUAAAUAGUCAAUGAGUUUGUUAGCUCUCACAUGGAUGCACUGAGCUGGCUAGAUACUGAGCCAUGGGGAGCAGAAAAGAACUGUCAAAAGACCUGCGUAACAAGGUAAUGGAACUUUAUAAAGAUGGAAAAGUAAAUAAAAAGAUAUCCAAAGCCUUGAAAAUGCCAGUCAGUAUUGUUCAAUCACUUAUUAAGAAGUGGAAAAUUCGGGGAUCUCUUGAUACCAAGCCAAGGUCAGGUAGACCAAGAAAGAUUUCAUCCACAACUGCCAGAAGAAUUGUUCAGGAGAAAUACAGGCUGCUCUGGAAAAAGACGGUGUGGUUGUUUCAAGGAGCACAAUACGAGGAUACUUGAACAAAAAUGAGCUGCAUGGUCGAGUUGCAAGAAAGAAGCCUUUACUGCGCCAAUGCCACAAAAAAGCCCGGUUACAAUAUGCCCGACAACACCUUGACAUGCCUCACAGCUUCUGGCACACUGUAAUUUGGAGUGAUGAGACCAAAAUAGAGCUUUAUGGUCACAACCAUAAGUGCUAUGUUUGGAGAGGGGUCAACAAGGCCUAUAGUGAAAAGAAUACCAUCCCCACUGUGAAGCAUGGUGGUGGCUCACUGAUGUUUUGAGGGUGUGUGAGCUCUAAAGGCACAGGGAAUCUUGUGAAAAUUGAUGGCAAGAUGAAUGCAGCAUUUUAUCAGAAAAUACUGGCAGACAAUUUGCAUUCUUCUACACUAAAGCUGUGCAUGGGUUGCUCUUGGACUUUCCAACACGACAAUGACCCUAAACACAAGGCCAAGUUGACCCUCCAGUGAUUAAGUGCAUCCUUCCGUCACCUCCCCAUCAUAACCACCAAAACAAAAUACAUGACUCUCUCUAAAACUAUGCCUGCAUUAAACAGCCUAUACAUUUUUCAGGAAAUCUGAACGGUAAAAUUAUUUGAUUUGUACAAAACGAUUAGUGAAGCAACAAAAAUGGAAAAGGUAUUGUACAAAAAUAUCUAAACAUUGUUUUGGACAACAAAUAUUCUCAUAGAUAAAUUGUAUGCAUUUAUGCCAUUUAAAACAUUACAACCUGGUCUAAUAAAUAUGUGAAAACAUACCCCAAAUUGACUUCAUGAAAAGUACAUUUACCUCUGUACAAGUACCUCUGAGAGUACAUUUACACCUGUCUUUAUAAAAUAACUGACCCUUUAAUGUAUGCUAGUGUGAUUUGAUUAUGCUUGCUUGUUUAUCCAAGAGCUAUAACAAAAAUGUGAUAUAUAGUUUGUAUGGUAGAAUUAACAAAAAAUGUUUUAAUUUGAGAGAAUUUUAAAUAGUUCUUUGAAAGCAACAUUCAAAACCUUUGCUGGAGAAAACACACUGUUGUGCAGUUGGACUUUUGACUGUUACUGAAAUAAACUGUACUAAUAGUAGCCCUUGUGAUAACUUCCCCAUGGUACAACUAGCUCUCCUCUGUCUCCCCUACAUAUAGAUAUCAGUGUGCAAGUUUCCUUUCUUUAUGUUGUGAAUAAAUACAAGUAAAUGUGUUUUGUGUUUAAUAUAAUCGCAUAAGCUGAUGUAGCCAAAUUGAAUUCUGCAAAUGAUUAUGAUGAAAUAUGAAAAGACACCAUCUGUGUCCCAUAUUUGAUCUUUUUCUGUCAUUAGUACUGUUUGCUGUUGGUAAACCCUGCUUUGGAAGAUAACAUGGUAAAAAACAUCUUGAUGACAGCAUGUGAAGUACCAGGUUGGACGUGGUAAUUAGGUUCCUUGAGCGUCACAAGGCGAUUUGCGGACACGAUAAUAAUGUAAUUACAACGUAUCUGCAGCAUUGUGAAAAUACAUACUUGUAACAUGAAAACAAAAAUAUAAAUACAUCUGUCGUACAAAACCUGCUUGAUAAAAAUGUUAACACAACUUUUAUUGUGAUAACGUUUUUACAACUUUAGGCUCUAUUUUCAUGAGCAUUAGGCGCAGUGCAACAUACAAAGUCUGUGCGCAACGUCUUAAUUUUCAUGAGAGCACUAAUUCUUUAUUAUUUAUUUAUUUUUUAAAUGACAUUUUUAAAGCAAAAUCGACCAGUAGAAGUGAUGUGCAUAAAAAAAUCCUAACUUGGAAGGGCAAUAUAAUCACGGUUAAUACUAGCCAUGAUUUGUGUGUCACUUGAUCAAUUUGAUUAAUAAUACUUACAUUCUUUAUAAUUUAAUGAAGCAUACAUAUAAAUCCUGAUGAGAAUCACAUUUUUCAUAUGUAAAAAAGGAGCGUGUCACUGUCAUGUAAAUAAUUUUUCCUUUCUGCAUUUCCCUGUCGUGAGCACAGCAGAAUUACACUGUUUUCCCUGUGAAUCUCUCACCAAAUCUCACAGUUACAACUGAGUUCACUGGAGGAUGCUGUAGAUACGUGUUGUUGGCGUCUGUGCUUCUAAAGCAAAGUCAAGUUAUAUUACAAGGCAACACUUGUCAUAUUUUGAUUCUUAAUGAAUUAUACUCUAUUUGUAUUCCAUUCUUGUUGGAGUCAUGAAAAACAACAGACGAGGUUCUGCUUAUAUGGUGGAAAAAAUGCAAAGUGAACUCGGAAGCUUAUCAGACGUGUAUGUGUGCGUGAAAUCUUUUAACAUAGGCAGAGCGCAUUUUAUAAAAAGCAAACAUUCACCACUUGUUUUUCUGAAUAACAACAUGUGAAAUGAUAAAAAUGUGAUAGUCUUUAUGUAGACUCAGAGAUUAUAUCUGUGCAUUAUCCUCAUGCCGUCAGUAUUGGUUUCUAUGUAUGCUACGGGUGAGUGCAAAUGUGUUG